AAUCGUGAAUCUGCGUGAAUCUUUUGACAUUGAAUUACACAACCGAUGAUGCAAGUUUCUUAUCUACGAACUAUAAAAUACGGAAGUUUCAUAACAUUCGUAUAUAACCGCAGACAGCAAACUCAAUGUAAAUCUGCAAAUAAAUGUGAACGAUGAAACAAAUUGUGUGUCCCACAAUGGUCAGUGAUUUGAAAGAAACUUAAUAAGUCGAAUAAUUUCCAUUUAAAUCAAACUCGUCGCUAGUUCAAACAUUCAAAAUGAUUUUUCCAAAGUUGAAUGUGCUCGUCGUAAUUUUCUGUGUAUCAUUGGCAAGUAGUGACAAUGGUCGUGAAUGUUACAAUGAGUUUUGUGGCACACCGAUUGGUUUGAUUGGAGUUCCAAUUUUUCUGCAUUCUUCGACAUGCGGAGAGGAUUACUUAAUACGUGACGGUGCGUGUCCUUUGGAGAGUAAAUACUGUUGUCCAGCGAUUUCCGGCCGUGAUGGUGUAAUACUGUGCAAAGAUAGACACUACCUUGGUGGUUGCAAAUCGUAUUCCAUGCAUGGAAAACAGUGCAUAAACGUCGAUUCGGAUGACAAUAAUGCGGUGAAUUCGGUCAACACCCUUGGAAAUUGUGUUCGACUCUACGAUGAUAUCAAUUGUUCGGGCAAAUCACGUGCAUUAUAUCCCGGAAGUUUACGGCACAACGAUUUAUUACAAUUGAAUUUCAACGACAAAACCAGUUCAUUUGGUAAAUGCUACGAUGACGAUUAUUGUGGUUCGCAAAAUUCGACAAAUAACUGUGCUUCCGCUAGCAAUGAAUUGACUGUUGGUAUUUUAUCAUGGGUAUCGCAAGAUCGAUCCAAUUUACUGAAUCCAGUUACACUCUUCCAAACCGGCCCGUAUGAACGAACAGAAGUGAUGGAAGCACUAAUUCGAGCACAACAUCUUAACACAGGCACUGUUGCUAGUCAAAGAGCACGAAAUUAUGCCAAAAGAAUGGGAAAUUAUAGCGAUGAACCUGGUCAUAUUCUAUCGGCACGUCUCGGUGGCUCUGGUACUGAUUUGAGAAACAUCUUUCCACAAAGUCGAAAUUUUAAUCGCGGCAAAUGGAACCAAGUUGAAACUUUUGUGGCUGACGUUGUGCAGAGAUACGGUGGAGCACAUUUUAGUGUGAAUUUAUUGUAUCAAACCACUUCGGAUACAAAACCGUAUGAAAUUGUCUACAGAAUCAAAUCGUUCAAUUCGGAUGAUGUAAUCAUCGUCAAUGAUUUACUCAAUUCGAACUAGGGUCUGGAUUAAGACAUAGAAUAAAUAAAUAGGCUCAAUUUAGAAGGCUGUAAAUGAUUGGUUUGAAAGGAAAAAGCGAAUGAAAAUGAAGAAGAAUAGAAAACAA
This is a messenger RNA of Sitodiplosis mosellana (orange wheat blossom midge), 1374 nucleotides long. RefSeq lists its product as uncharacterized. The record is from RefSeq and is a predicted model, not a curated record. Bases 258 to 1268 code for a protein of 336 amino acids. The transcript has a single exon. Lineage: Eukaryota; Metazoa; Arthropoda; Insecta; Diptera; Cecidomyiidae.